UAUUUCAGGCAUAGCUGUUUUGGUGCCGGUAGUGAAGAAUCGCUGUGUUGUGUAAGGCGCUAGCGAGCUUUAGCUGGCCUGCUAGGAGGCCGGUGAGAUUUAGCAUCGCGGCUCCUUUUGUUAGCACUACAGCAGCCAUUCAGAGAAAAACGAGUGAACAGUGAGAGUAACUUUACUCACGUCUACGUUGAAGGAACUCCCUCUUUACAAUAAGCUUACAGCUGCACCGUUGCAGAGAUGGAGUCUGAUGUGAACACUAUUGUUGAGAGUUGUGAUCCAACUGAAUCUAUCCGUAGUGAAGGAAAUGUCCUCAGGGAUGGCAGUGAAACACCACGAAAGAAAAACAAGAAGCACAAAAAGCACAAAAGUAAGAAGAAACGCAAGAAGAAGAGAGAUGAAAAAGAUAGCAGCUCUGAAUCUGGAGUGGAAUCAGAUCAAGGGUCUCAAACAAAGUCAAGCAUGAAAAAAGACGAGUCCUCCAACUUUGAGUCUGGCGAUCGUGAUAAAGAUAAAGAGUCGGCAAAAAAUUCAGUUGCAGAACCGCAUGAUGAUGAGUACAAGGUCAGAAAAACAAAGCGUCAUACAGGGAAAAAGAAGAAAAAGAGACGAAAAGAAGAAGAAAAGCAACAGAGAAAUUCUCCUCGUUCACGUUCAGCAAGUACAUCUGAAUCUGCUGAGUCUGAAUCUGAAUCUGAGUCAAAGGUGCCACAAGCACUGGACCCCUCUAGCUUGAAUAAGAGAUCACCAGUGACUGCAUUGAAGCUUUCUAAUGACGGCUGUAAAGAUAUGCUUCUACCAGACGAUAAAAAGGGAGAUGUUACUAGCAAAUCUGAGCAUAGUGAGGAGCAAUGCUUAAAACCAGCAUGGAGAGAGGAAGAGUCUCUGCAGGAUGCACAUUUGCAAACUGUAGAUGUAGAACAGCACAGUGAAAAUAAUAAUAUCAAAAGUGAGAACCUGGAAAAGAAUGGAAGUUUUAACAAAACUCGGGAGCUCCCAGAUAUAAUCCCCAAGCAGGAGAAUGUACACAAAGAGCAGUUUAUAAAGAACAUAGCCACGGAACCACAUGAGACUCAGAGAGGAACGGGAGAUAAGGAGUCUAGUUUAAGGUCUCGAUCAGGUUCUUAUGAUAAAUCAAGCCACAGUCGUUCAAGAACUCCAAAGCAAUCCACCCAUAUUUCAGCACGCAGGAAAGAUAAAUCACAAUCCAGAGAAAGGUCUGUUUCUAGCUCGAGAAGGAACAGUAGCACACAAAAAAGGCAUUCAAGGUCACCAUCAGAAAGUCGCAGGUCGCGGUCAAGAUCUGUCAGAGGACCAAAGCGCAAAUCGAGGUCUCUGUCUGGGAAGCGAAGGCGUCGCUCUGACUCCAGGUCCAAUACCAGAACCAAGCGAUCCAGGACCAAGUCCCCUCGACGUGGUCGGCGAACAAGGUCGCGAUCUGUUGCAAAGCUGCGCCGUUCUCGGUCACGGUCCAAACGAUCACUUUCUCGUAGAAAGCAUCGCUCAAGGUCACGCUCGAGAUCUGCUCGGAGAGUCAGGCACUCACAAUCACGCUCUCGACGGAUGACACCACCAUCCCGUACAAGAAAGUCUCGGUCCAGAUCAAUCAGGAGAAGGAGACGAACCCGUUCAAGGUCCAUUGUGAUCUUCAGGCGAUCUCGAUCCCGAAUGAGGAGAAACAGACGCUCUAGAUCAAGAUCUAGAAACCCAAGAAGGCGAAGCAGAUCUUCCUCUCCCCUGCGCUCCAGGCGGUCCAAAUCAAAAUCCCCUAUUAGACAAAGGAGGUCAAAAUCUCCACGUAAGAAUAGGUCAGAAUCAAGAUCUCCUAAGCGAAGUAAGCGGUCAAAAUCACGCUCUCACCAUUCAAAGACUGCCUCACCUAAAUUUAGUAGAGGAGCAAAAAAAGGUAAGAGUAAGCGAUCAAGAUCAAAUUCACAGAAAGACACAUCUAGGUCUAGAUCUAUUUCAAGAGGAAGACUUUCCUCAGAUAGAAGUCAGUCUCCAGCUAAGAGUAAAUCUAGAUCUUUGUCACCAGACAAAGACCAAGAUUCAUCAGCGUCAAAAAUAGAAGACACUGACAGAAAAGUAGCCCAGGCAGCUCCAACAGAAAAGUGGAAGCCACUGGUGGAUAAAUAUCCAUCUCCAAAAAACACCUCAACUGAGAAUUCAGAACAAACAGAACUUGAAUUGAAAAAUAUAAGCUCCAGUAAAGAGUCUCAGAUCACCAUGGAGGGCACUGAGAGGCUAAAUGCUUCUAGAUCAAGGUCGUCUUCAUCAGAACCAUUACCUCAGGAUGGCAGUUCUGGGUCAGAUGAUAAUGAGCAAUCUGAUAACUCAAGAUCACGAACACCAAGUCCAGCCAAAAAAAAGCCUAGCAGGGUGUCCAAGUCACCUAUUCGUCGGAAGCGUUCUAGGUCUACUUCAUCAACCCAUAAGGCACGAUCUAAAUCAAAGUCUGUUAGUGGUACGGAAAAGUCUAAAACUCCUACAAGGAAGCGAAGAUCCCGAUCUUCCUCACACAGCAUAAGAAAGAGGUCAGCUUCUAGAUCCCCUGUCCGGCGAAGGAAGUCACGUUCAAGAUCAUUAACUCAAAGGGGAAAAUCGAGGUCUAAAUCUCGUACCAGGAUCAAGCGCUCAAAGUCUAAAUCUCCUAAAAGAAAACGCUCUAAGUCUAGAUCACCAGUAAGAAAAAGACGAUCCAAAUCACGCUCUCCUGCUCGAAGGAAAAGAUCAAAGAGCCUAGAAAAAAGCAAACGAUCAAAAUCUCGAUCCCCUACCAGAAAGAGAAAGUCACGAUCUCGUUCAAGGGCCCAUCAUUCACGAUCUAGAAGAUCUCGCUCAGCAUCCCGUCGGAGGAGACCCGUAUUUCGAGGUCAUUCUUUUGACAGGCGAGAUCGAUGGAAGCGAGAGCCAAGCCAUUCUCCCAUUCUUAUUCUCCGUAAAAGAAGAUCCACCUCAAGAACGCGUCGUAGUGCUAGCAAGACUCCACCACGCCUCACUGAGCUGGACAAGGAUCAGCUAUUAGAGAUUGCUAAAGCUAAUGCUGCAGCAAUGUGUGCUAAAGCAGGGAUGCCCAUCCCAGAGAGCCUUAGGCCCAAGGCUAUACUUCAGUUACCAUUGCCAACUCCUGCUCCACCCCCUCUGUCUUUGCCGCUGCCCCUGCCAGUUCCCAACUUGCCCAUGAACAUCCCAAUGGGAAUACCUGGUAUGCCUGCAAUACCAAACAUGCCAAUGAAUGCUGCCAUGGCUAGUAUGACAGCAGCCACCAUGACUGCAGCAUUGUCUAACAUGGGAGCCUUGGCAGCCAUGCCCCCUAUGCCGCCACUGCCCACCAUAACGAACAAACCUCCCCCAGCUCCUACUCCAAAUCUGGCAAACAUUGAAGAAGUGAAGAGAAAAGUGGCACAGCAGGCUAACAGCAUCAGUAUUAAAGAGCUGACAGAGAAAUGUAAGCAGAUUGCAGAAAGUAAAGAGGAGAUGGGUCUCUGAGGACUGUGGAAAACAGUAAAUGACCUAUUCGUGGUUAGCAGUAACAUACCAUAAUUGUGACCCACUGAUCAAAGCUGAAAGAGUAGAAAAAAAAUGAAGAUGCCACUGGAUUUUAAAUUGUAAACUAGGACACAGUACUGAUUCCCAUGGAUGGUUCAUCAGUCAAAUUUUCCUGCGACGCCAGCGUAUGUGGCAGAGUUGUUCUUGUCACAGGACUUUAUCUGCUAGAUGAGAUCAUUUUGUGUUGGGGGAAAAUCAAAGGCCUUCACAUUUAUCAAAGCAAACACACUGCUUGGUCAGAUUCACAGUGAAGUAAUGUUUGAAUUUUAAUGUGAUUUUUCUUGACCGUUAAAUCAACUUUUUUUCAAACUGCACUCUUGUGGAUUUUUUUUGUUUGUUUGUUUUUUUUUGUUUUGUUUUGUUUACAGUGUGAAUUAUAGACCACCAAGCUCCAUGACUUGCAUCAACUGUAAAUCCAAUAUAAACUGUAAAUCUCAUUUAUAAAGUACUUUUGUGAUCAGGAUUAUUUUUUUGUUUUUCCUUUGUGAAAUGUUUUUUUUUUUUAUUUUUAUUUUUAUUUUAAGAAACUAAAAUUUGAGGAUAAUUUUCAUUAAAUGCUAUGCUUCAUAGAUGAUAUUUUACUUGUGCAGGUUUGCAGUUGUUUGUGAUCUGAUCUAGAACUGGGAAUUAGAAAAAAGUCUCACUGUACUGGAUUUUAGCCUGAUGGGUGUACAAUGGCAUUUUAUCUUUAUAAUUUCAGAUGAUUGGAAAUGUAUAUGGCCAGUAGAGGUUUGGGGUGGGGGUGCUUUUGUUUAUGCUAUUCGACAUUCUCAGAAUGGUCAAAUUAAAGUGCAUAAUAUGUACUUAGAAUAACUGCUCUGGUUGAGACACCUGUACUUUUUGCUAUAUGUUCAGUGACUUGUUUGGUGUUUAUUUCUUCAUUUUGGUGCAUUUAAAAUUGUCCAGGUUUUUUUUUUUUUUUUUUUGAUGCAAUUUCUGAAUUUUUUUGGAGACAUUAUCCCCAUUUUAUUACUCAUUAGGAAAUACUGUUUAUCAGACAAGGUUUUUUACACAUCCCUUUAAAGCUUUGAAUUUCUCAUUUUGAACUAGAAGCCCUGAAGCAUGUAAAUCACUGCUUCUCAUAAUAGAAUCUCUUGGGAUAAUUACAUGUGGCCUUCAGCAUUGGAAUAAGUACUACUCUUGCCAGUUUCAUAAUUUCUCCCAAUGCUGGCACAAAUCUCAUGUUUGUGAUGAGAGCCAUGAAUACUACAGUUAGUGGGUUUUGUUUAAAGAAUGGUUAAGACAAUGAAUGGCAAAUAGUUGCAAGAUUGUCUGUACAGUCGCAGACUACCAAAAUAAAUUACCUACAGUUUUUAACAUCCCCUGCUUAUGCCACUCUUUAAUAGGAAUGUAAUCCACUUGACGAUUGGUAUUUAAAAUACUGUAAAAUAAUUGGUACUCAACCAGUACGAGGCAGUGUGUAUUAUUGUACCUUUUGUGCAAGUACCAUGUUCCUAUCAUAGUGUUGUAUUCAAAAUUUUGAUUACACCGUAUUGUUUGGAUUUUCCUCUGCUGUAAGACAAGCCUGCUAUGUACAUAUUGCACCAUAUGAUUAUUAAAACAAAUGCCCAUGA
Molecule: messenger RNA, 5120 nt
Organism: Tachysurus fulvidraco (yellow catfish)
Lineage: Eukaryota; Metazoa; Chordata; Actinopteri; Siluriformes; Bagridae
Gene: sona
Product: SON DNA and RNA binding protein a
Exons: 8
Coding region: 238-3486 (1082 amino acids)
Biological process (GO): regulation of cell cycle; regulation of mRNA splicing, via spliceosome
Molecular function (GO): RNA binding
Source: RefSeq, a predicted model, not a curated record